AUGACGGACAAGCGACUCUUCGUCUACAAGAACGAGGCUGGCUCCGAGGGCAAGGUUGUGUCGCUGAAGCCCACCGAUACGUUCGCCACGUUCAAGUCGACGACCGGGAAGAAGCUGAGCAUGCGAGCCAAGCGCAUCUUUCUCGCAUCGGGCGCUGAAAUCCAGUCCAUGGACGAGCUGCAGAACAACGACACCCUUUACGUCAGCGCCGGCGAGGCCUUUUACAAGAGCGUGCCCAUGUCCUCGGGGCAAGAGACCAUCCAGCUCUCUGUGCUGGGCAGCGGCGGCGUCGGCAAGUCGGCGCUCACGCUCCGUUUUGUGCGCGACUACUUUGUGCGGGACUGGGAUCCGACGAUCGAAGACGCGUACCGCAAGACGAUCGAGGUCCAAGGCCGCGUGAGCAUGCUCGAAAUCCUCGACACGGCCGGGCAAGACGACUUUGAGUCGCUCCGCGCGCAGUGGAUGAUGGACAAGGACGCAUAUGUGUUUGUGUACUCGAUGGACUCGCGCACAAGCCUCCACGAGCUGCAGCCGUCUUUGAGCUCCACAUGCAGAUCAACGAGAACAAGCGCCCGAUGCCACCGAUCCUUUUGGUCGCCAACAAGAAGGACGUCGUCGAGCAAGAUGCGGCCAAGUGUCAAGUGCCGACCGAAGAAGGCCGCCGGAUCGCCCAAGCGUACAACGCCACCUACGUCGAGACGAGUGCGCUCACGGGCGAGAACGUAUCUGCGGUGUUUGAUGCGCUCGUGGGCCUCGUCCGAAGGAAUCGCAUGGUCCGGCCGACGCGGAAGAAGUCACACAUGUGCGCGAUCCUGUAG
This is a messenger RNA of Saprolegnia parasitica CBS 223.65, 818 nucleotides long. NCBI's taxonomy places the organism in Eukaryota, Oomycota, Saprolegniomycetes, Saprolegniales, Saprolegniaceae. The record is from the annotation of a RefSeq genome assembly.